Molecule: messenger RNA, 1429 nt
Organism: Megachile rotundata (alfalfa leafcutting bee)
Lineage: Eukaryota; Metazoa; Arthropoda; Insecta; Hymenoptera; Megachilidae
Product: transcriptional adapter 1
Biological process (GO): regulation of transcription by RNA polymerase II
Cellular component (GO): SAGA complex
Molecular function (GO): transcription coactivator activity
Source: RefSeq, a predicted model, not a curated record
AUUUCUUAGACAGUAGAAUGUCUCAAAUAGUAAUGUCAAAUAGAAUAUUUUAUAAGUGACAGUAAGUGAAAACUAAUAAAUGGGAUACAUUAUUGCUUUCAAAAUUUAGUACUUGGCUGCCAUUUUCCCCAGGGAAGCCAAAUUUGCACUUGAAUGUACUUUGAGUAAAAAUGUGACUAUGGUACUAACUGGCAGUACUAAAUAAACAUGUCCAAUUCAUAUGAAUCCUUAUGAAAAUAGUAUUGGAACAAUUAUAAAAUUGUGCUGAUUAUGUUAUAGUGUAAUUAAAAACAAGAAUUAAUAACAUUUAUUAAAAUUGAUCAGAUAUUCAAAAAUGACAACAUCAAAAGAACUAAACUUAGCUAGAAAAAGUCUUGUAGCAUCACUUGGUGAAAAUGCAAAAGUGUAUUUUGAAAAAAUGAAACUAUGGUUUCAAAUGAAGACAACAAAAGAAGAAUUUGAUUGCGAAGCAAGAAAUAUCAUGACAGAAGACCAAGUUCAUCUUCAUAAUGAGUUUCUUCUUUGUCUGUUUAAUAAAGUUAGAGGUUUAGCUGCUGCUGCACCUGUUCGUAAAAUAGAUAGAGACAAAGCUAUAAAAGAAAAAAGACUAAGAUUAAAACGUAAAUACAAAACUGAUAAAUCAAAUUUUGAGCCCGCAGAUAUGUAUGUUGAAGUUUUGAGCCAAACAUCAUCACCUGUUGGAGAUGAACCUAUUGGAGCAAAUCGCUCUAGUGCCCAAGAACUUGUAUUGCCAGAUAGAACUUUUGUUUUAGCAAGAUUAAUGCUUGCAGCAUGGGAAAAUAAUAUGGAUGGAGCAGAGGAAAAUACUGCACAUAUAGUUAUAGCUGCCACACAGAUCUUUUUAAAAAAUAUACUUACAGCUAUAUUUACACGAAGGAAGGGAUAUGCUGUAAGGGAUGGCUCUUUUAUUUAUAACAUUGGAGAACCAGUACCUAGUUCAUGGAAAAGGAAUUCUAUGCACAUAACAAGAUCAUCGGAUCAUAAUGUAACAGAGAUGGUAGAUCCUUAUGGUCAAGUACCUACAAUAAAACCAAAUUUUGAAGAAGCUGAACAAGCAACAGCUUUUGCUUAUGCAUGUUCUUCACAAACUAUUCCUCCUCCAUUGAAGCCUGUAAAUACAGCUGAUUUACAAUAUACGCUAAAGAUAUACAAAAAUCUUGUCAACAGUCAUACUAUUUAUGCUACUAACAUGGAACGUUUAUUUACAUAUGCAACACAUCCAACAUGGGAAGAUCUUGAAGCUAAAAAAUUAUUAUGCUAUCAAUCUGCAACGUAACUAUUUAUUUGUGUAAAUAAGUAAUAUUUUAAGAUAAAUAAUUCACAAAUUAUGUAUUAAAAAUUAGAUGUUAUAUAAUGUUUUUUACAAGAUAAUACUUUGUUAAUAAAAUUAAUUUAUAAAAUACUUAAC